GGGACAGCAAAGUUGGGUGAAGAAGAGAGUGCUGGAGGUGUAUCAGAGUUAAACAGCUAAUUUUCUUAAUUUAUCGCAAGAUUACACGGUUCCAGCUCGUCGUGUUGCUCGGAGAAAGUUUGCACCGUGAUCAUAUACUUUCUGACUGCCAGGAAUAACCACAGAGGAUUACAUUAUCACGUUUUAUAUUUAAACUGCUCUUAUAAACUCCUUUUUAAGGUCAGCAAAUUAAAAUGCGACUGUUUGCACUUGUGCUAAUAUUCUUCUUCUCCACUCGAACCUGCACCGAGGACGUUAAAAGCUGCCCUAAUGGCUGUGAAUGCACGGACUGGAAAGGUUAUUAUGUUUCGUGUACAGAUAUAGCCACCUUGCCUAUAUUUCCUGGAAACACGGAGACACUACGUCUCUAUGAAACAAGACUGAGCUCUGUUCCUCAAGAUGCAUUUGUCAACAUGGUGAACAUUUCAUUAAUUUAUCUCUCAGUUGAUGUCACAUUAAGAAGUUUAGAGAAGCAUUCAUUUUUCAACCUGAAGAAGAUUACACAUGUAGAAAUAAGAAACACCAGAAGUCUGAUGUCUAUCGAUCCUGAAGCUUUCAAGGAUCUACCAGAGUUAAAAUACUUAGGUUUGUUCAAUACUGGUCUCACCAUCUUUCCUGCACUGACGAGGAUCCACUCUCAUGAAUCAAAUUUUAUGCUAGAAAUUACUGACAAUCUUUACAUCACUGAAAUUCCUGCAAAUGCAUUCCAAGGCAUUACCAAAGAUGCGCUAACGGUGAUGUUAUACAGUAAUGGCUUUACUAAAAUCCAGCACCAUGCCUUCAAUGGGACAAAGCUAGAUGCUAUAUAUCUUCACCGAAACAAAGAACUUACAGAACUGAGUGAAGACAUGUUCGCAGAAACCAUUAGUGGUCCAGUGCUGCUUGAUGUUUCAGACUCAGGAGUUACCUCCCUUCCAGCAACAGGACUGGAGUCACUUCGGGAACUCAGCGCUCGGAAUGUUUGGGCCCUUAAAAAGCUUCCAUCAGUCAAAACCUUCAGACAUCUGAUUGGUGCUGAUAUGACUUAUCCUAGUCACUGCUGCGCAUUCAAGAACCUUAAGAAAAAGAAAGGGUACCUGGAUUACAUCAUUUGUAACUUGACUGCAAUGCGUGGCCAACACUAUGAACGAUCAGUAGGCAGAAUUACCGUUCCAGCUGUCAUGGAUGGUACAGACAAAGGCAUUGACAUAAGUGACCCACUACUUGGUAAUACCUAUGACCACCAUGACUUCCUACGUAGCCUACAUUAUCAUGAAUUUCUUGGUGGGCAUGCUGACUAUGAUAUGGGAUUUGGGGACACACUGAAGAAUCCCCAGAUAGCCACCAGCCAGGACUUUGAUAGUCAUUAUGACUAUGUUGUAUGUGAGGAUGGAGAGGCUGUGACAUGUGCCCCAGCUCCUGAUGACUUCAACCCCUGUGAGGACAUCAUGGGUUUCAGCUUCCUGAGAGUGUCUGUUUGGUUUGUCAGUUUGUUGGCUGUACUUGGAAACAUGGUAGUGCUCUUUGUGCUGCUCACCAGUCAUUACAAACUAUCUGUCUCCCGGUUCCUUAUGUGCCAUCUGGCCAUUGCUGAUUUGUGUAUGGGUAUCUAUCUGCUUCUCAUUGCCUCAGUUGACCUUUAUACGCAGUCAGAAUACUACAAUCAUGCCAUAGACUGGCAGACAGGACCAUGGUGUACCCUCGCUGGAUUUAUCUCCAUAUUUGCAACUGAGUUGUCAGUUUACACAUUGACCACUAUCACUUUGGAGCGCUGGCAUGCCAUCAAUUUUGCAAUGCAAUUAGAUCGUAAGCUGCGUUUGUCCCAUGCCUCUGCUGUCAUGCUUGGGGGUUGGCUGUUAUGCCUCCUGCUUGCCCUUAUGCCUGUGUUGGGAGUGAGCAGUUACCAAAAGGUCAGUAUAUGCUUGCCCAUGAGCACUCAGAACCUGUUGGACCAGGUCUACAUUUUAUUUAUAUUAGUCAUCAAUAUUGUGGCCUUUGUGGCCAUCUGUGCCUGCUACAUUAAAAUCUACUGUGCAGUGCACAACCCCAAUUAUACAUCAUCCAGAAAAGAUAGCAGCAUUGCUAAGCGCAUGGCUGUGCUAAUUUUCACAAACUUUCUCUGCAUAGCACCAAUCUCCUUCUAUGCAAUCUCGGCUGCGCUGGAUCAUCCACUCAUAACCAUUUCAAACUCCAAGAUCCUGCUGGUGCUUUUCUACCCACUGAACUCCUGCGCUAAUCCUUUUCUCUAUGCCAUAUUUACAAAGGCCUUUCAGGGCGAUGUAUUUAUCUUGCUCAGCAAGAUUGGCCUGUGUGAACAGCAGGCCAAACUGUUCCGAGGCCAAACCAUCUCCACAAGAGCAAGUAGUGGAGACACAAACAGGCGUGGAAUAAAAACAAAAAUCCUAACCCGAUGGAAUGUUCAAGCCACUGCUACCUGUCACCAAUCCAGUGUCAACAAGGACAAUAAUACAUCAAGAGGCAGGAAAUGUGAACCUACUGCUAAUAAGUCCAAGCACAUUCAAGGGAUGAACUCAACUAUGGUAUUUUAUUGAACCAAUUGUUUACUUAUAUAAAUCUGUUUUUUUGUUUGUUUGUUUUUUUGGAGCAGAUAGUGUGAUUAAAAUUAUGUACACACAUGUAAUUACUGUUGUAUGCACUUGCAUUGCAUUGGGGUGAAAAAAAUUAGAAAUUAAAUGAGUUUCACAUAAAUGCGCUCAUUAUUCUAUCCUGCUUUAUUCUAUCCUGUAUUAACCAUCUUUCUGUAAUAAACAUUUUUACCUUC
Ictalurus punctatus (channel catfish) is the source of this 2800-nucleotide messenger RNA. It is a transcript of the gene tshr, whose product is annotated as thyroid stimulating hormone receptor. NCBI's taxonomy places the organism in Eukaryota, Metazoa, Chordata, Actinopteri, Siluriformes, Ictaluridae. Gene Ontology annotation, cellular component: membrane. The record is from RefSeq and is marked provisional. Gene Ontology annotation, molecular function: thyroid-stimulating hormone receptor activity; protein binding. Gene Ontology annotation, biological process: G protein-coupled receptor signaling pathway.